UCUUCUUUUUCUUUCAUUAUUUUUUUUCCUAAUUCUAGUAAUUCUUCCUUUUUCACAAUACAAAAUUGUCUUACGGAAUUUCUUGCUUUUCAGUUUCAAGUUUUCCUUUCUCUUCAUUCAUCAAAUUCCUCGUUUCUCUGAUUCUCUUCCACUCUUCUUCUUCCCUUCAAAUCUGUCUCAUUCCUUCUCUUAAUACACCCUUCUCCAAUUCCUUCACUUUUCUAGGGUUUCCUGAAAUUUCUCAUCAAUUCUUUUCUCGAUUUCUUCCGUUUUACAUACGGUUCUGACGUGGGUGUUUACGAGAAGAAACCCGUUUUUCUGAUUUUUAAGCUUCUGGGGUUUUCUGCCACCGAUGACAUAUCAUGAGACGGAUAACGGCCGGAGAGGAGAAGUGGUGACGGAGGAUAUCGAGGUGGGAAUUGGAUGUGAUGAUGACAAUGGCGAUUAUGUUAGAUUGAGACAGAGUCCUUGUAAUUGUGAACCUGAUGUUUCCUCUGAUGGGGAUUCUUCUUCUAAACCUUGUUCUCCAGCAAGGUCUCUGUGGCUUUGGGUUCGUUUGGUGGUCUUGUUCGUUUUCUUGGUCUCGUUAGCUGUUGUUUUUUUCAAAUGGGUUGGACCAUUUUUCAUGAAUGAGGAAAUAAUACCAAUUAUAAAUUGGGAAGCUGAGACGCUUAGUACUCCAGUGCUGGCAGUUUUCGUUUUUGCCUCAGUAGCACUGUUCCCUUCAUUGUUUUUACCAUCUUCACCUUCUAUGUGGCUGGCAGGGAUGACAUUUGGUUAUGGCUUUGGUUUCCUGUUGAUUAUAUCAGCAGUAACUAUUGGUGUAUCACUUCCAUAUUUCAUUGGCUCCCUAUUCUAUCGGAAAAUUCAAGGAUGGUUAGACAAAUAUCCUAAGAGAGCUUCUGUUUUAAGAUUAGCGGGCGAAGGAGACUGGAUUCAUCAGUUUCGGGCAGUAGCACUAAUUCGGAUUUCUCCAUUUCCUUACAUUAUAUAUAAUUACUGUGCUGUAGCAACCAAUGUCAGAUAUGGUCCGUACAUCUUGGGGUCACUGGUCGGAAUGGUGCCAGAAAUAUUUGUUACGAUAUACACUGGCAUUUUAAUCAGAACACUGGCAGAUGCAUCGCAAAAUCAGCAGUUCCUGUCAGCCCCCCAGAUCGUAUUCACUGUCGUCGGAUUUUGCGUUACUGCAGCUACUACAGUUUUCUUCACUGUAUAUGCAAAAAGGAAACUGAAGGAAUUGCAGACAGAAGACGAUCAAUUAUUGCAGUAGUAAGGCCUCUUCCUUAGCCAGGCUAAACUUACUUAUUCGAGCACAUAGAGCUAAUGGACAAUGGUUGCAUUGAUCGAACAGUUUCAUAUCCAUGUUUGGUUUCAAAGAAGCUUUGAGUAAAAGGGAAACAGAGAAUAGUGCAAAUAUCAUACACCAGAUAUCAUAAAUCGAUUACGAAACUCACACCGAAAAGCAUCAAACAAAAUGAAACAAGUAUGUGGUCUUUUAUCUCUAUGUCUGCUUUCAAAUCUCAAUUGUAAUGGUUGGAAUGAGCUAUAAUGAAAAGUAUUAUUGGAUUGGAUUGGAUUGGAUUUAGGGGUAAAUGCAGGGUCUGUAUAUGAAAUGUUAUAGUGUUGUUUGGUGAUGAUGGUACAUAAUAUUCAUUCUUCUGCUACUGAGUUCACUGUCACUCAAUAGUUUAACAGUGAAUCAAUGUAUACAAUUUCCAUCAUUUUUCUCUUUCAAUUUCCAUUAUUCAACCUCUGUUGGCUUCA
Benincasa hispida (wax gourd) is the source of this 1764-nucleotide messenger RNA. RefSeq lists its product as uncharacterized. Lineage: Eukaryota; Viridiplantae; Streptophyta; Magnoliopsida; Cucurbitales; Cucurbitaceae. The record is from RefSeq and is a predicted model, not a curated record.